Molecule: messenger RNA, 3672 nt
Organism: Notothenia coriiceps (black rockcod)
Lineage: Eukaryota; Metazoa; Chordata; Actinopteri; Perciformes; Nototheniidae
Gene: actn2b
Product: actinin, alpha 2b
Exons: 21
Coding region: 132-2825 (897 amino acids)
Molecular function (GO): protein binding; calcium ion binding
Source: RefSeq, a predicted model, not a curated record
GACGUCUGUCAGGUCGGGAGGACAAGGGCAAGAGUGUGUGAGAGAGAAAGCAGCAGCUCAGAGAGAAGAAAGUCAGGGAACUAUUCUGUCCUCAGAAUUACAGUUAAUCCAGCUCCGGAGGAACAGCAAGUAUGAUGACGAUGACUCAGAUGGAGACCACGGUGCACUAUGAUAACGGCUACGACGAGUAUCAAUACAUGAACCAGGAGGAUGAGUGGGACAGGGACAAUCUACUGGACCCUGCCUGGGAACAACAGCAGAGGAAAACCUUCACAGCCUGGUGUAACUCUCACCUGAGGAAAGCUGGAACUCAAAUUGAAAAUAUUGAGGAGGACUUCAGGAAUGGACUAAAACUCAUGCUGCUUCUGGAAGUUAUCUCAGGAGAGAGGUUACCCAAGCCAGACAGAGGGAAGAUGCGGUUUCAUAAGAUUGCUAACGUCAACAAAGCGUUGGAAUACAUCACGAGCAAAGGAGUGAAACUGGUGUCCAUUGGUGCUGAAGAGAUUGUUGACGGUAAUGUAAAGAUGACUCUUGGAAUGAUCUGGACUAUCAUCCUCCGCUUCGCCAUCCAGGACAUUAAUGUGGAAGAAACAUCUGCCAAGGAAGGUCUUCUUCUGUGGUGUCAGAGAAAGACUGCCCCCUACAGGAAUGUCAAUGUUCAAAACUUCCAUGUCAGCUGGAAGGAUGGCCUGGCCUUCUGCGCCCUGAUUCAUAGACACAGACCCGACCUCCUCGACUACUCUAAGCUCAACAAGGAUGAUCCUCUGGGGAACCUGAACCUGGCUUUUGACAUAGCCGAGAAACACCUGGACAUUCCCAAAAUGCUGGACGCAGAAGACAUCAUCAACACCCCGAAGCCCGAUGAAAGAGCUAUCAUGACCUAUAUGUCCUGCUUUUACCAUGCCUUUGCUGGAGCUGAACAGGCAGAGACGGCUGCCAACAGGAUCUGUAAGGUGCUCGGUGUGAACCAGGAAAACGAGAAAAUGAUGGAAGAGUAUGAGAGACUGGCCAGCGAGCUGCUGGAGUGGAUCCGCCGAACCACUCCCUGGCUGGAGAACCGGACCCCAGAGAAGACCAUGGCGGAGAUGCAGCGAAAGCUGGAGGAUUUCAGGGACUACAGGCGCCAGCACAAGCCCCCUAAAGUGCAGGAGAAGUGCCAGCUGGAAAUUAACUUCAACACCCUGCAGACCAAGUUGCGCAUCAGCAAUCGCCCUGCCUUCAUGCCCUCCGAGGGGAAGAUGGUAUCUGACAUUGCCAGUGCAUGGCAGGGCCUGGACCAGGCAGAGAAAGGGUAUGAGGAGUGGCUCCUCACAGAGAUCCGUAGGUUGGAGAGGCUGGACCAUCUGGCUGAAAAGUUUCGCCAAAAAGCCACCAACCAUGAGAACUGGGCCAGCGGUAAAGAACUGAUCCUCUCCCAGAACGACUAUGAAACAGCCACCCUGAUUGAAAUCAAAGCAUUGCUUCGAAAACACGAGGCCUUUGAGAGUGACUUGGCAGCUCACCAGGACAGAGUGGAGCAGAUUGCAGCCAUUGCACAGGAACUAAAUGAGCUGGACUACCACGACGUGGCUGCUGUAAACCAGCGCUGCCAGAGCAUUUGUGACUUGUGGGACAAGCUGGGAACCCUGACUCAGAAGAGAAGAGAGGCACUGGAGCGGACAGAUAAGCUGCUGGAGACGAUUGAUCAGUUGUUCAUAGAGUUUGCCAAGAGGUUGGCUCCGUUCAACAACUGGAUGGAGGGAGCCAUGGAGGAUCUGCAGGACAUGUUCAUAGUGCAUACUAUUGAAGAGGUUCAGAGUUUAAUCGCAGCUCAUGAGCAGUUCAAAGCGACUCUCCCCGAGGCGGAUGCAGAGAGACAGGCUCUCUUGGGAAUCCACAAUGAAGUGCAGAAAAUCUCCCAGAGCUAUGGGAUAAAGGCUAACAUUGUCAACCCAUAUAGCACCCUCACAACUGAGGACCUUAUCGAAAAGUGGGACAAGGUGAAGAAGCUGGUUCCUCAGAGAGAUGGUGCCCUCCAGGAGGAGAUGGCCCGUCAGCAUGCCAAUGAAAGGCUGAGACGACACUUUGCUGCCCAGGCUAAUCUCAUUGGACCGUGGAUACAAACCAGGAUGGAGGAUAUUGGCCGCUGCUCCCUGGAGAUAGGAGGCACCCUGGAGGACCAGAUGACCCAGUUGAAGCAGUGUGAGCACGUCAUUGUUGCCUACAAGCUCAACGUCGACAAGUUGGAGGGAGACCACCAGCUAAUCCAAGAGUCCCUGGUGUUUGAUAACAAACACACCAACUACACUAUGGAGCAUAUCCGUGUCGGGUGGGAGCUGCUCCUCACGACUGUCGCCCGCACCAUCAACGAGAUCGAGACCCAGAUCCUCACCCGGGAUGCCAAAGGAAUCAGCCAGCAGCAGAUGAAAGAGUUCAGAUCCUCUUUCAACCACUUUGACAGGAAGAAGAAUGGAGCAAUGGAGACUGAUGACUUUAGAGCCUGCCUCAUCUCUAUGGGUUAUGACUUGGGGGAGGUGGAGUUUGCCCGUAUAAUGAUCCUGGUGGACCCCAACGGUACUGGAAAGGUCUCUUUCCAGUCUUUCAUAGACUUUAUGACCAGAGAGACUGCUGACACGGACACUGCUGAGCAGGUUGUGGCAUCCUUCCGCAUCCUGGCAACUGACAAGCCCUACAUACUAAUGGAGGAGCUGAGGAGAGAACUUCCCCCUGAGCAAGCAGAGUAUUGCAUCAUGAGGAUGCCGCCAUACGCUGGCUCUGGAGCUCCACCAGGGGCGCUGGACUACACCGCCUUCUCCACUGCCCUCUAUGGAGAGAGCGACCUUUAACUGACUAAAAAAAACCUUUCACCUACUGACCAUGAACCUAACCACCCCUCCCUACCUAUCAUCCAUCCCGAUGAAUUUAAAGAAUCUAUAAGAAAGUUGGUUCAAAUAUGUUGAAUUGAAUAUGUUUGUGACCAUCCCUGGUUUUUGUUGAUUAGUUUUUUUGACAUUUGGCUGUCUACAAUCAUGCUGAGCAUUUUCAAAUGUCUUGGUAAUCUUGUUCUGUCCUCUUGGAUAAAAUUGCCCCCUAAACAAAUAAGAAUUUCCAUGUUUAAAUUAUAUUUUGAGAAAAAAACGAUUGUAUAUUUUAUCUUGUGUGUUAUGGAGUUUGUGCAAAAAAAUGGUUAUGUGAUUAGGAGAAAAUGUAAUCAAUCAUAAAUACAGAUCACUAGAACAUAGACGUCUUUAUGUCCUGAUUCGACUAGAAGUGUCUUGUAGUGUUUAAGGUUUCCUCCCAGUGCCUUUGUUUUGGGAAUACAAUCUCCUGAUAGGGCGUUUUGAGAUGCUUCAAAGUGAAUUACAGUUUACUAAAGCAAUUUCAGACGUCCUGCCAUCCAACAAUAAACAGUGUUCAAAAUGGGUUCCCAAAAGUCUAAGAAUACACAGUAUCAACAAAGGAAAAGUGGGAAACUACAAGAAUGCAAAAGUAAAUUGCUCAGUGGUUUAAAGGCAGAGAAUGCAGGUGAUUAAAUGUGCAUUAUUCAUGAAAAUUGUGUUUUAGGAUUGAAACAUUUUCUGAGGGAGCAACAAAUAUGUAAAUGCUUACAUGUGCCAAGAGAUGUAAAAGAAACUGCAAAAAUCAACACACAAAUAAGAAAAUAAAGAUUGAAUGACGCACAACAGGUCCUUA